Molecule: messenger RNA, 7282 nt
Organism: Tachysurus vachellii
Lineage: Eukaryota; Metazoa; Chordata; Actinopteri; Siluriformes; Bagridae
Gene: ltn1
Product: listerin E3 ubiquitin protein ligase 1
Exons: 30
Coding region: 132-5429 (1765 amino acids)
Biological process (GO): ribosome-associated ubiquitin-dependent protein catabolic process; rescue of stalled cytosolic ribosome
Cellular component (GO): cytosol; RQC complex
Molecular function (GO): ubiquitin protein ligase activity; ribosomal large subunit binding; zinc ion binding
Source: RefSeq, a predicted model, not a curated record
CGGCGCACAACUGUGACGUAUACGUCACGGACACGUCACGAACGCGACACUCUUACAUCGAAUUGGAGCUAGCUGUAAUAGCAGUUUUAGCUGAAAAAUCGGAGUCAACCGUCAAGUUAAAGUCACACAAAAUGGGUGGGAAAAAUAAACAAAGGACGAAAGGAAAUGUUCGGCCUUCUAGCAGUGGCAGAGCUGCUGAACUGUUAGCUCGGGGAAAUGGACUGGUCCCUGGGUUUGUUGGAUUUGGGGUUUCGACCUCAAAAGAACCUGGAUAUGUUCCUGCGGUCCAUGGUGCCGAGGAAAUAGACAAUCUGGUGGAUGCUGAUUUUCGGUUGGUUUUGAGGAAAUUGUCCAAGAAAGAUACAGUCACGAAACUGAAGGCUGUACAAGAAUUUGGAGCUAUGUGUCAAGAGCGUGACUCAGACAUAGUCAAAGGGGUUCUUCCAUACUGGCCGCGUAUAUAUUGCAAAAUAUCAAUGGAUCAUGAUAGACGACUUCGAGAAGCCACACAGCAAGCAUUUGAACAGCUGAUUCUGAAAGUCAAGCGUAACCUCGCCCCAUACCUUAAAGGAUUAAUGGGUCACUGGCUCAUAGCACAGUGCGACAUCCAUUCUCCUGCUGCCUCUGCUGCUAAUGUCGCCUUCCAGGCUGCUUUCCCGCUUAACAAACAGUCUGAGGCUCUCAGCUACUGCAAAGAUGAAGUAUUGACCGUGCUCCAAGACAAUCUGCUCAAGGAAACAGCCGACACUCUAAGCGAUCCACAGAUUGUACCAGAGGAGGAGCGACAGGCAAAAUACGUGCGUGUGCUGACCAGCUCGCUGCUGGCUCUCAAGAAACUGCUCAACUCUUUAUCCGUGUCCGACCGGGAGGCUCUCAGCCAGCGGCUCGUUCACAUAAUCUCACAAGGGAAAUUCUGGAAGUAUAGCAAACAUAACACCCCACAGGUCAGAGGGGCGUUUUUUAAAGCGGUAGCUGCGUUGUGUGAACUUGUGCCUGAACUUAUUCAGACCGAAGCAGCUCGAGCUUCUUCUGCUGUACUCCUAAGUAUCAACGACUCGGAUCCUGUCGUGUUGCCGCCGCUUUGGGAAGCUGUUCUGCACAUUAUCUCAAGUAUACAGGAUUGUUGGUCUCAUGUAAACGCUCAGAAAGCUGUUCUGCCCAAGCUUUGGGCUCUGUUGAGAGAAGGAGGACGUGGUCUGGCAACCUCCCUCCACCCCAACAUGCUUCCAUUUAUCAGCAAACUGCCAGGAGACGUCACUGAACCUAAACUAGAUUUCUGUAGCACGUUCCUCUCUUCCAUUAUUAAAGGUCUUUCCAGUGAGCGUGCAUUAGUCAGCCCAUCAGAAAGAGCAGCCAUUGUCUUUGCUACCAUGGAGUCCCUUCGUUUUCUUCUGCUACAGAACGUGGGAGAGGAUCCGGAGCAGCGAGCCAUACAGAACAUGCUCCUCUCAGAGCAACUUAUCCCUUUGAUAGACAAAGCCCUUGGAAGCCAAGCAUUGCAAAGCGGGCCUCUGUUCCCUGAGAUCACAGAGAUGCUAGUCUCAUGGGAGAAGCGUGCAGUGGGAAACGAGGCCACCACUUUCCUCAGACUUCUGUCAGAUUUCUGGGAGGGUUUAGGCUGCAUCUGUGUACAAUAUGUGGAUCGUGAGGAGCAGCAGGUUGAGCAGGUGGUGUUGCAAGGCAUUGCUUCACUAUUGCAGAUCAUGCAGAAUCCAGACAGCUAUUGCACCAAACAAGGGAAGAAAAAGAAAUCUGUUAAGGUAUGCUUCUCUGAGGAAGAGGUGAAAGUGCAUGCAGAGGAAAACCUGAGCCAAACUCCAGACAUGGAGACCUUAAAGAGGCAGGAGAAGCAGCAGAAUUCUCCCCUGAGGAGCAGCCACCUGUUGGAGCUGGUCUGCCAGCUGGCUGAACUGAACAUGGUGUAUGUGAGUGAGCGUGACUCAGAAAGGCACCUGCGCUUCCUGGCUUUAUUGCUGCAGGCUUUCCCAAAGGCCGAAGUUUUCCAAGGGCUGCUCAUACCAGAUGAUGGGAAGACAGAGGCGGAAUUGGGGACUGAGUUGACAGAAAAUCCAGGCAUCCAGUUCCUCCUGCAGAGGGUGAUGGUUUGGCUCGAGCAGGACGACAGGAAAGACACAGACUUCCUUGUGGACAUGUUGUUCAGUUGUUUGCAAUGCUGUGGCUCAAACACAGAGCAGACUCUUGUACUCAACCACAUCACCGUGGACUUAAAAUGGGGUGUUAUUCUGCAGAUAAUUGAAAAGGCAUGUGCUGAUGCUGGGUGUUUGGAGGUAUGUGUAGGAUGGUUCAGAGGGUCUGUUUUAGGUGAGCGUGUGGUUAGACUGGCUAGUGAGCUGUGUGCUUUGGGGCUGAAAGGUUCUCCCUCUGCGUCACCUACCUUGGAUCAAGAUAACCACAGCUGGCGGCUCAUUAGUCUGGCACUAUCCCAACAACAUGAUGAUGAGCCCCUAAUAGGAAAGGUGUACGUAGAACAGAUCAUUGAGAGGCUUCGUGCUACACUGUCCGAGGCGAAGGGCAUGUCUGAUGCUGGCAACAUGGAACCCCUGGUCUCCUUUAUAUCUGAUGUAGCAUUUAACUUCUUCUCAUCAUUAAAGGGCUGUUUACUGCUGGCUGCUGCUGUGGAGCUGCUGCUCACUAUUUUCCAGCUUUGUGCUCAGGAUCAGAUGCUAACUCACCUUUCAGACCCUCUGAGGGAGAAGCUGAAACAUGCAUACACAGCUGGGGUUCAGUCAUUGGUUACGCACCUGGGGGCAGGUGUAACAAAGGGUACCAUCCUCCACAGUGCGGCAGUGUGGGUUAAAAACCAACUACUCACCUCUACUCUCAAUGUGAAAAGUCUGCAGGUUCUGGUACAGGCGGUGCAGAGCUUAACUGACACUUUAGCUUCUGCUCAGACAACCGGCUCUCUGCUGUCUCAGUUCAUCUGCUGCCUUACUCCAACAAGUGAGGAGUGGGCCGAGCUUAGAGAAGCCCUACCACCUCAGUGGGUGAAGCGGCCUUUGCUGUAUGGACGCUUUAAAACAAUUUGCAUGAAUCCUGGCAUGGAGGUGUGGAAGGUCAAGGCUUUAAAGACACUCCCUGCACACCUGUGUGCCAGUGCUCUGCUGGGUAAGAUCAUCUUCAGUGCAGUGUCAGCUCAUGAGCAGCAGGAGGAGACAGACGCUGUCGAGCUUUCUGAUCCUGGACACAAAGCAGCAGAAAUUCUCUACGCACUGCAGUGGUGUGAAGAGAUGGAACAUUGCUCUCCGUUGGUGUCUGAAUAUCACAAAAUUCUUCAAGACUGGGACAUAGUUCAGAAAGUGCAUUCAAACAGUUGUGCCGUUUUGGAAAACCUCUUCGCAAGGUCCAGAAAAGAGGGUGCCCUCUGGUCACUGACUUUGGCAAACUAUAUUCAGAAUAGCAAAUCGGUUGAAAGUCACAUCACGAGUCUCUAUGAUAAUGUGGAAAGUUUCUACCCUCUCUCAGAGCAGAAUGUGAGCACUAUCCAUGUGCUGUGUCCGUAUAUGAAUACUACAGAGAGAGAAGCACUAAUCACUCUGUCCAUUUCUGAAUUACUCAACUGGCAGGAGAAAGCGCAAGACUGUGCUCAAAGUGUUUGGGCUUGUCUAGCAGUGUUGGACUGUUGCCUGCAGUCUGAAACUCCUGUUGAAGAUGAGAUUCUGCUGGCGGUUAUGGCCACCAUGCUCGAAUGGCGGAACAGCAAAGAGGAAUGGUUUCUCUUUAACAGUGACCUCGGGAAUGCAACUGCUGAACAGCUUGCCCUGCCUGUAGAGAUGAUGCGUUUCCUGUCUUGGAUGGUGAAACAUUCUCCCACAGUCCUCGGCAGCACUCAUUGGGACUUCCUUCUCUGCUCUAUGCUGGCCUGGCUGGAGACUGCCAGUGAGUGCAGCAGGGCAUUCUGGAACCCUUGUGUGCAACAGUUUGUGCAGGCUAACAGCGAGCUGAUUGUCACACUGAAUGAGUUCUUCACAGCACCACCUGCUGGUGUAAUGGAGCAGCUGCCUCCUGAUCUCAGCUUUGAAUGGCAGGAGUUCUUCAUGGAGGGAAUCCACAAUCUGCUGCUGCCUCUGUUGAUCAAGAUUCCUGCGGAGUUUUCUGAGCCAGAUGAAGCAACGUUCCCAGUGGCUGUGGUGGAGGGGCUGGGUGAAGCUCUCCGGUAUAUUCCCAUCCAGCUACUCAUACACAACAAACUCCCAGCUCGGUUUAUUGCCGACCAGAGGAGCAACCUGCCUGAUGCCCUGCAGACGCUGCUGAACACACUCACACCGCUGCUGCUGUUCAAGAGCCGGCCGCUGCAGCUGGCUGCCUACAACAUUCUGCACAAGAUAAUGCCUUCACUACCAGAAAGCGACAAUGAAAAUGGCAGCACCAAAUCUGAUGAAGAGGAUGAAGAAGAGCAGUCCUUGUCUCCGCCGGCUGCAGUUAUGAGUAUACUCACAGCUACGGAGGAGCUGGUGGAGAAUAUUUUGGGUAGUGUACAAGUGGGCGAGUUUGCUGUUGUGCAACCUCUCAGUAUGGAGCACUGUUGCAUCCUGGGAUAUCUGUUGGCCUGGAAACUUCUUCUCGUCUUCUUUAAUGCUUCACCUUCCCAGCUGCGUGUUCAAUACUGCCUGCAUUUAAAGAAGACUCGUUCACUGCAUAAGCUGCUGCCGCACCUGUUUCGACUCAUGCCGGAGAACCCAGCACUGCCUGGACAACUAACAGAAACAGCCAGCAGGGACCCUAAAAGCUUCUUUACUGAGAGCCUUUCUCUCUCCCUGCAUCAGAAAGACAGCUUGCAGUUCGAGGUUCCACACUUGGCCUGCUCUGUGUACUACAGUGCUCUGAAGGACCUGCCUGCCAUGGUGCGUCUGUGGUGGAACAGUCAGGAGAAGCGUGUGGUUAGCAUUGUGGAUAAAUUCACCAGCAAGUAUGUGAGCAGUGUGCUAUCAGCACAGGAGAUUGCCUCGGUGCAGUCCAGCACGCAGACAUUCGACAGCAUGACGGUCAAAGCUCGCACUGCCACACGAGAAGUGAUAGCAACAUACUCAGUGGAUGAUAUUUUUAUUGAGCUAGUGAUCCAGCUGCCCCAGAACUACCCUCUGGGCUCUAUUAUUGUGGAGAGUGGCCGCAGGGUCGGAGUCGCAGUGCAGCAGUGGCGCAACUGGAUGCUGCAGCUCAGCACCUACCUUACACACCAGAACGGCAGUAUCAUGGAGGGUCUCUCUCUUUGGAAGAACAACGUGGAUAAACGGUUUGAGGGAGUGGAGGACUGCAUGAUCUGCUUCUCAGUCAUUCACGGUUCCAACUAUUCGCUUCCUAAAAAAGGCUGUCGCACCUGUAAGAAGAAAUUCCACUCUGCUUGUCUUUAUAAGUGGUUUACUUCAAGCAACAAGUCCACAUGCCCCCUGUGUAGGGAGACCUUUUUCUAAACUCCAUCAUGGACAACUCAUUGAACUGUGAACACGGACGCAACGGGGUAAAACAGCAAGAAAAGAAAAGAACUCAACCUGUCGAAUAAAUUUGUACAUAAAACUUUAUACACCAUAUUGAGUGAGAGAGAAGUUAUUAUGGGCAGUGAAGCCCAUUUUAGUGAUCAUGCACUCAUUCUCCUUACUGAGAAGAAUGAUGAACAAGACCCAUCAAAAUGGCAUGAAUUUACUCAGCAUUUACUCAGACUAGAGGGAUGACACUGUAUCCAAGCUGUCUCUAUUUUCAGAAUCCAUGGAUUUGGAUUGGACCAGACUGCCUUGUUGUGUCUCGUUCAUUUUUUUUUUGUUUCAGCUUUGUUGUGUCUAGUUCAUUUUGUUUUGUCUUAUUCACAAUGUUCCUCAACUAAUAUGCCUACUUGCAAAUCCUGAUGAAAAAUGUCCUGUAAAAGGACUGUAUCAUUUUAAAAAAAAAACAACCUUCAAUUCCAUACAUAAAGGGAAUAUUUUCCGUUGUGUAAAUCCCUGUGCUGUUCUGAAGGAAAUUGGCCUCUAUAUCAGAAAAUCAUGUGGUGCUAGUAUGGGGACCAUGUUAAGCAGUGUGUAGACCCACUUCACUUCCUGAUUUAAUGUUAAAUUUCUAAAUCAUUUCUUUGUAGUCAUUUGCAUUUCACUCGUCCUUACUACAAAUGUACAGACUGUUGCAAUCGGAGACAAUAUUAAGUCCAACAUUUACACUGCUUUUAUCUUCUCUCCAACAGUGCAAUAAAUUGAUUGUCAAUCAUAAUAACAAUGCUGGUGUUAGGAGUAUUAGUCUCAAAUGCUACUUAAAAUCAUUAAAAAUUGGGCAUUAGGUGGGAAUAUUCCUUGCAUACUUUUAUGUUCUUGAGAGAAAAUCUACACAAAAAUGCGGAGAAUAUGUGAAUCUCUUUCUCUCUCUUUCUCUUUCUCUCGCUCUCUCUCUCUUUCUCUUUCUCUCUUUCUCUCGCUCUCGCUCGCUCGCUUGCUCGCUCUCUCCACAGACAGUACCUCAAAGAAAACAUGACAAUAAUUUAGCAUUUAAACCCAGCCAUGCAUGUGUUAUUUUGCCCACUUGCUUCAAAUAUUCUACUCUAAAAAUGUGGUACUCUCUGAUGGUUUAGACAAAAAAUUUUGCUUUGGUAUGAAGCGCUUGCAUGCAAAAACAUUAACUGCUCUUUAUGCCUUUAUUGGAUGAGUGCAUUAUGGUUUUGCCCCUCAGUGUAGACAGGGAGUAGUGAGAGGUGACAAGAAUUUGUGAUCAAAUCACAGCCGAACAAUCUGCUGAAUGGUAAAUAUUUGAUAGUCAUCAGUGAGGGUCUGUGUGCCAGAUAAACAAAUAAGAUAAAUAACAGCCUGUCCUUGUUUGCUCUGCUUGUAUCUAUUUACCAAAAAGUUUUGUCUUUUAAACACGCUCAGCAUUUAGUUAAAUGUCCAAUCAUUGACACAGACACUCACGGUCAUUUCACAAUCCAUUACUGUAUUGCUGAUUGCAAAUUGAACAAUUAGUGUAUUGGCUGUUUCUUUUGUUGUUACAGUCACAGUGCUGCUCUGCUUCUGAUUACUGUUAUAUUGUCUUACAACAAACAUUUUUCUGAACCAAUAUUCAUCCCAUUUGAGUAUCCAUUUUACAAUGCCUCUCUAAAAUCUACUGAUAGACAUUUUCCUCCACUUAUGUUAUUACGUAGUAGUGAAUGUUUCAUAAAUGACCUAAUUAUCAUAACGUCACUAAAUUUGACUAAGACCAAUAAAUAAAAAAUAUAAUGGGUAUUAAAGAAAUUCAUGUGCCAAAUUGCUGUAUGUGAUCCAAAUAAAAGACAAAGUUUGUCAAAUAUUAA